Molecule: messenger RNA, 1040 nt
Organism: Daphnia magna
Lineage: Eukaryota; Metazoa; Arthropoda; Branchiopoda; Diplostraca; Daphniidae
Gene: mRpL46
Product: 39S ribosomal protein L46, mitochondrial
Exons: 4
Coding region: 125-982 (285 amino acids)
Cellular component (GO): mitochondrial large ribosomal subunit
Molecular function (GO): structural constituent of ribosome
Source: RefSeq, a predicted model, not a curated record
CUGUGGAAGUAGCAGAAGAAUCUCGUGUUGUGAAUUUUGUUGACAAUUUGUGCACCUUGCCGGUUUUGCGGCCUAAGUUUUCACAGAAUUAUAGAUAUUAUUUGAAAUAAGGAACAAUCAAAAAAUGUUUUCCUUUCGAUUUCGUGCCAUAGCUAAUCUAUUAACAUUGAAGAAUGGUGUUUCCUUAAGCAAUGUGUAUCAAAACCCACAGAGCUCCUCAAGAAUGUUGUAUGGUUCCUUAUCUACCACAAACCCUUCUCCAAAGUGGGAACUCCUUAGUGCAAUUUGUCUUGAAAGAACACCAAUUAUAAUGCCCCCAAUGGCAAAAAUUGAAGAAGAAAUGGCAGACAUGUUUCAGAAGCUUGAUACCAUGAAAAGCCUCAAAUCAGACCAUGAACUAAAACAAGAUGAAGACAAAAAAGUUAUUGCAAGUCUUGCAGGGGAAAAUCAAGAUGAGAGCAACACAGAUGUAGCAACAAGGCAAACAGCUCAAGAUUUUGAAGAUGCUUGCAAUGAAGAACUUAGCAAAUUCAAACCUGGAUCAAAGAUAACAGCUGAAGAUUUGAAUGGAGAUCUAAAGUCUACAAACAGGAAACUGGACAAGCACCUAGUGUUUGUUGUUCAAGAAAAAAAAGAAGGCAAGAAAAUUUGGAAGCUUCCCCAUGCCCAAUGGAUAAGCGGAGAGACGCUACGUGAAACUGCAGAACGAGCUUUAAAGGAACAUGUUAAAACACCUGAUACGUCAGUUAGAGUGCUAGGAAAUGCUCCAUGGGGAGUGCACACUAUCAAGUAUCCUUCGUCAAUUAGGGAAAAGGUAGGAUUUACUGGUGCAAAGAUCUUCUUCUUCAAAGCACAGCUUCUUUCUGCGUGCACGACUUGUUCAGACACAGAACACCAUUGGCUGGGUAGAAACGAGCUUACAGAAUAUCUUGAUCCGCAAUACUUACGUAGCGUCCAAAAAUUUCUUAUUGAUGAAGACUAGUUCGUUUAUAGCAUAGGAUUUGUUAGACAAGUCAUAAAAUACAUAAUUUUGUCUCACA